GAAGAGAGCCAUGCCGGCCGCGCAUGCGCACGGCUGCUUUGGCGUUGUCGGCGGUCGGUUCUCUCCUUAGAACUCGCGCGCCUGUCGGGCUCGGAGCCGGUUGCUCCGUCGUCAGGGAAACCGCAGUUUCUCUCUGGUUCCAAGCAUAACCCAAAGCAAGAUCUGUUUUCAUUAUCUGCCACAUCUGGGUUUUCUAAGUGUGUUGAGAAGAUGGUGAAUGUCCUGAAGGGUGUUCUUAUAGAAUGCGACCCAGCCAUGAAGCAGUUCCUGCUAUAUUUGGAUGAAUCAAAUGCCCUGGGGAAGAAGUUCAUCAUACAAGACCUGGAUGAAACGCAUGUUUUUGUGUUAGCUGAGUUGGUUAACUUCCUGCAGGAGAGAGUGGGCGAGUUAAUGGACCAGAACUCUUUUCCUAUUACACAAAAGUAAAAAGACUAGAAAGUGAAUUGACUAUUCCAAAAUUGCAAGCAACAUACAUGGAAUCAAAAGAGUUUUAUUGUUCAUUCUCUGCGUGACUGAUUAGGGAGUCUUAGAGAGAAGUGGUUAUUGUAACAAAAUGGAUUGUUUCCAUACACUAAAUACUUUUGAAUUGGCUUUGAUUUUUGCCAUUUUGAGAGAGACUUGAAAAGCAGGAUACCUUUCAGAGUUUGCUAGUCUAGAGGAUUUUCUGAUGCUUGGUAUAAAAAUACCAUAUUUGUUUUCCUUUAGCCUCCUCCAUUUCUUUUCUUGUCAAAUUACAUUAUCUUAAAAACAGAGGGUAACGGUGUCUUAUUUAUCAGCAUUUCCUUAGAAUAUCGUGUGUGUUUCACAUUCCUGCAGGUGAGAUUAGAGCAGGUUAUCGUAUAAUUGACUCUGAUUAAACCAUCUGUAUUAAAAUGUUACUUUGUGUGACUGAUGAAACACCCUAAGUAAGUUGAGUGCAUGAUGACAUGGAAUACUUAGCUUUUAUUUUUAAAAUAUUUGAUGCACCAAAAAUAAAUAAAAUGUUUUCCCCUCAGUUUGUUAAA
This is a messenger RNA of Trachemys scripta elegans, 1004 nucleotides long. RefSeq names its product general transcription factor IIH subunit 5 (gene GTF2H5). The coding region runs from base 211 to 426 and encodes 71 amino acids. The transcript is spliced from 3 exons. Gene Ontology annotation, biological process: nucleotide-excision repair; transcription initiation at RNA polymerase II promoter; transcription by RNA polymerase II. Gene Ontology annotation, cellular component: transcription factor TFIIH holo complex; transcription factor TFIIH core complex. Lineage: Eukaryota; Metazoa; Chordata; Testudines; Emydidae. The record is from RefSeq and is a predicted model, not a curated record.